Molecule: messenger RNA, 2243 nt
Organism: Dothidotthia symphoricarpi CBS 119687
Lineage: Eukaryota; Fungi; Ascomycota; Dothideomycetes; Pleosporales; Dothidotthiaceae
Product: WD40 repeat-like protein
Exons: 4
Coding region: 78-2114 (678 amino acids)
Biological process (GO): mRNA export from nucleus
Cellular component (GO): THO complex part of transcription export complex
Molecular function (GO): protein binding; oxidoreductase activity
Source: RefSeq, a predicted model, not a curated record
CCACAACUCCGUAUUGACGCCCCACAGCGCAACGCGUAAUACAAGACGCGAGCUUACGUGAUUGUUAGUCGCUCAAUAUGGCGCCUCCAACCCGAGCCCGUCCGCUCGCAAAGGCGUCCUUCUCUCCUGCUUUCUCGAAGCUCAAGACGUCCAUCUACAUCGACAAUAUGCGGCCUGGAAGUGCUGUGUCGUCGUUACACUACAUUCGCACACUCUCAUGGAAUGCGUCAGGCACAUUCAUCGCGACAGGUGCUGCAGACAGGACGCUACGCAUAUGGAACCCCGAGAAGACGAAUGUCAAGAACUCGACAGAGCUGCGCACGCCAGGCGCAACAGGUGCCGUCUCACUCGAACGCGUCGCUUUCCACCCGAUCAACGAGAACGAGUUAGCCAGCUGCAGCACGGAUGGCAUGGUCAGGUUCUGGGACAUACGCUCAAAAGCUAGUGUGGGCGAGGUCAAGGUUGGCGAGCAGCCCUUCACGCUGGCCUGGACGCCUGAUGGGACUGAGAUUGUUGCUGGGAGAAAAGAUAACACGUUGGUGUUGGUUGACCGGGCAGCUCUGCGCGUCAUCUCCGAGCACCGUCAGCCAGUACAGACAAACCAAUGCGUCUUCGACUGGUCGGGCAACCACCUCUUCAUGACCAACGGCGACGGCUGCGUCAAAGUCUUGCGCUACCCUUCCUUCGAGUCCGCCCUCACGCUCAACGCACACACGUCCUCCUGCUACGCCAUCACCAUGUCGCCAAGCGGAGAACACAUGGCAGCAGGCGGAGGUGACGCCCUGGUCUCGAUAUGGGACACACAAGAAUGGAUUUGCGUGCGCACCUUUGACCUGACAACAGAACCUGUUAAGAGCGUCGACUUUUCGUUUGACGGAAGUUACAUUACUGCUGGCUCCGAUGACAAGAUAGAGAAGAAACUGAAGAUUGCACACGUCGAAACGGGGGAGAUUGUGCACACCAUCAGCAUCGCCAACCCGGCGGCGCAUGUUGCCUGGCAUCCAUGUCGAUACAUCCUCGCGCACUCGGCGGAUAGCCAAGGAUUGAAGAUUGUUGCAAAUACCGACGUCGACAUUACCCUUCUCAUUAUAUCACUGCCCGUCGACCUCCAAAUUCCUAGAUCCAACACCGAACAUUCCAACAUACCAACCAUGGACGUCACAGCACCCUUCAACCCGGCGGACCUCUUCUCGGCCAAAGGACUGGUCGUAGUAAUCACUGGAGGUGGCAGUGGACUCGGAAUCGCAAUCGCAUCGGCGCUCCAUCAAAACGGCGCGUCGAAGAUUUUCCUUCUUGGUCGCCGCCUCAAUGUUCUCCAAGACGCCGUCAAGACCCUCGAAUCCUCGCCCUCAGCACCCAAGUCCUCAACUUGCGUGAUCUCUGCUGUAUCUUGCGAUGUCGCUGAUCUCGAAUCUGUGAAAGCAGCCGUAGCACAGAUCGAGAAUGAGACUGGAUACGUAGACGUGUUGUUCAACAAUGCCGGCGUCGUAGGACCCAAGAACGGACAAGAAAUCUACCAAGUCGAUUCGAUUGACAAGUUGCGCGACGCAAUGGUGUCCGGUUGGGAUGGCUGGUCAAGCACAAUGGCGAUCAACACGCAGUCUGUCAUCGGUGUGUCGGCCUCGUUUCUGCCCUUGUUGGAGGCCGCGAACAUGCGCCGAGGUUGGGCACCAGGAAGGGUCAACGGUCCGGGCAAUACUCGCGAACAGGACAAGUCGAAGCUGGAGGCCAUAGGGGCUGACGCCGACGACGACCGCAUGGCGCACAUCAUCACCGUCGCCAGCGUAGCCGCGUUCAGUCGAUGGGUCUCUGCCGGCCUUGCCUACAACGCAAGUAAAGCUGCGGCUGUGCACAUGGGCAAGAUGAUGAGCACAUUCCUGAGCGAGUGGGGUGUUCGUAGCAACGUUAUUGCGCCUGGGCCCUACCCAAGCGAAAUGACAAAGAUGAACGAGAACCGAUACGCCACCAACCAGCUCCCGCAAGGCAGGAUGGGGGUUGCAAAUGAUAUCGCGGGGUUGGCUUUGUUCCUUGUAGGAAAGGGCGGUGCGUACCAGAAUGGGACGAUGCAGCUUACUGACGGAGGGAGGGUGGGUGUGAUUCCAGGUACAUAUUAGGUUGCUGUUCAGGGGCAAGGCUUUUGUAAGCUAUGUAUUGUAGUUACUUGCGUGCUCUCGUUUGUUUGUUUUACUUGUGAUCUGGAUGUGGGCUGUGCAGCUUUAAACCAAUUUACAUAUAAACACGAC